This is a messenger RNA of Cooperia oncophora, 1572 nucleotides long. NCBI's taxonomy places the organism in Eukaryota, Metazoa, Nematoda, Chromadorea, Rhabditida, Trichostrongylidae. The record is from the annotation of a GenBank genome assembly.
CAUGAAAGACAAACGAACAAUGAGAACCAGAGCACUGAGAAAAGCUCUGCACCUCGAGAUCCCAACCCACCAUCAGCAGACGUGAAGGUUCCAAAUGUUGAAGCCGAUAGUUCACGAAGUUACCUAUCUGUGCGGCAGCAAAGUGAACCAGCUGGAUAUCAUCCCUCUAUGCCGUCACAGCAUCCGGUUGUUGGUGCCGGUCCAGAACCUACUGCUGCCCCGUCAAUGAUUCCUCCUCCCGCUCCACAAUUUUACUACUUGGACCCGAGUAAUCAGGAGCGCGGUCCUUUCGAUAAGAUUCAAAUGGACAGCUGGUAUAAACGUGGGUACUUCUCAGAAGGACUGGAAGUUCGGCGUCAUACUGAUGCGAAAUACAGAACCUUAGGAGAGCUGAUACAGUUGAAUGGGCGCGUGACACCGUUUGACUACAAAGAUGAAGUAGUCUCUCAUCCGCCAGUGACUGUGUUCUCGAAUCCAUCUCAGCCGUACACAAACCUCUUUGCAAGUGGAGGAAUGUGGAGUGACCUGAGCGCUCCUGCCAAUAUGAUGUACAGUCAGGCUGGUUAUGACCCUAUUGCUGCAGAAAGAAAGCGAAUCGAAGAAGAGCAACGGCGAAUACUAGAGGAGCAAGUGAAAAUGAGGGAAUAUCAAGAACAUCUUGUAAGGGAACUGCAGAAGCAAAGGGAAGAACAUGAAAAGCAGUUGAUGGAGCAAAAGCUUGCGCUUAUGAAACACCAAGAGGAGAUUGAACGGCGAGAGCGCGAGCUCAAAGAGUCUGCUGAAGAAACGAAAGCUCGAUUGGAGAUGGAGCGACUAGCGCUGGCAGAAAAAGCUCGUCAGAUUGAAGAGGAACGUUUGGCUAAAAUCCAGGAAGAAGCUCGGAAAGCAGAACAAAAGCGAGCCGAAGAAGCAGAACGAAAGCGGUUGGAGGAAGAACUCGAAAGACAACGUGCUGCAGAAAGGGAACAACUCAGGAAGCAGCAGGAGGCAGAGCGGGAAAGACGUGCUAAAGAAGCGGCUGAAGAGGAAGCCCGGCGUGCUCGUGCCGCAGCAGAAGCUGCCGCUGCUGAGAAGGCUCGUCUUCAGCAACAAGCGGAGGCCCAGCGAAAACAAAAGGCCGCUGAAGAAAGUCGUAAGAGAGAAGCCGCCGCGCAAGCCGAGAAAGAGAAGCGCCUGGAACCUGCAAAAAGUUUCGAGAUUGAAGAAGUUUGGCAGGCUGCUCCGAAGCCUUCUUCGCAACCAGCAGCUGAUGGUGGAAACGUAGCGAAGAAGUCCAACACGACCAAAGUUGCACCGUGGGUAGCUGCAUCAGCGGUAGCUCCAGCAAAAGAGAAGACGUUGAAAGAGAUUCAGGAAGAAGAGGAGCGGCAACUGCGCGCAGAGCAAGAACAGCAAGCUCGGCUGAGAAAAGAGCAGGAGACAGUCAAUAUUCAAUCGAAUGCAACGUGGUCUAAUGCAUCGCAACGUCUCCAGUGGAACCAGCCAGUACAGCAAAGUCCUGCUGCAAAGACGGCCACUGUGGUGAAGCCAGCUUGGGGUGGAGCCGGUGUUGAACCGCAAAAGGUCUGUGCU